GUCAAAAUAAGUUGCCAAAACUCAAAAGUAAGAUGAUAGCUCAAUAACAGCUGUUUUGAGUGUUAUUAAUCAGUGGAUACGUGGUAAAUAAUUAUUUACAUCGGAAGUAGAACUUACUUUUGUUUCGUAGGUCAUGAUAUACUUCAGUAGUUUUAGACUUAAUUAAAAAAUGAAACAAAGAUGGUGUUUUCCAGGUCGCGAUCUUCACAUAGUGGGAAUGACUUAAUUGAAAAUAUGAACGGGUAUAAAGACGAUAACGAAUAUAAGAAUGAAGUUCAACUGUACAGAAUAAAACCUCAAGACCACUUCAUUGAAGCUCAAGUCCAAGAAGGCGAUACGUUACAGGCGAUUGCAUUACGGUUUUAUUGUUCUAUUUCAGAAUUGAAAAGGAUUAACAAUAUUCAUAAAGACAAUGAAAUCCAUGCAAGAAGAACCAUCAAAGUGCCCGUCACUCCUUACUCUGUGCUCACAGAACUCAUACCAGCACAGCAGACGCCUGAGCCCACGCCAUCAACAUCUAGCCAUAUAUCCACUAGUCUAAAUAUGAAUAAUCUCCUUCAGGACCCUGUACAGAACAGAUUGUUACCCACAAAUUUGGAUACCAGUCCAAAGAAAGUAGAAUCUAAGGAUGGCGACUACUCUAUCGAUUGUAACACUGUCGUUCUAAACAGUACUCUCACGCCUUUGGUUGUGCCUUAUACAGAUUCAGAGCAAAACGAAAGUAUCUCGGAAGAUACAAAACUUUUACCAAACAAACAAAAAGUGCCAGUUGAAGCGGUCGUGGUUAAAGAGUUGACUUCGCACGGUGCAGAUUUCGGUUUGAAAUGGUUUCAUCUGUUGUGUUUCGUUCUGGUCCUAGGAUUUGCCGCCCCUUUAAUAUAUGUCAUGUUUUAUUUGGACAAACCGGAACAUUCAGAAGUACCGCCGCUACAUCCCACAUGAUCCAUCCCCACAAGCAUCAUCUGAACAAACGGCUUUAAGUUCCGCCGAUAUUUUGAUACUAUUUUUAUAUAUUAUAUUAUACAUAUUAAAUAUCUAAGGGACUGAUGUGAUCUAUGAAUAUGGAUAUAUAUAUAUAUUAUAAGCAAAAAACUUUUUCUUUCAACAAAAAUUUCCACUUUCUGAUAAAGCAAGCUAUAAAAUUUGAAUAACAACAUUAUUAUUCACUAACAACUGUUUUGUUUUCGCUAUAUAAGAGUUUUAUUUCCAUUUUAAACCAAAUAAUACGAGACCUUGAUAUCACUCAGUAAACCUUAAGGAGCAAUGUGUAUAUAGAUUUUCGUAUUGACAAGUGUGUUAUAACACAAUCCCCAUGACAUAUCAAAACUUUUAAUACAUGUCUUAUUAACAUUUUCCAAUACAGUUCAGUUUCAAUGUGUUGCCAGAUGCCUCAAGUCAUCCUGAAGUACAUAUAAUUAGGGAUAUAGAAUAAAAAAAAUAUAAAUAUAUUCACAAAAUAAACCUUUAUUUUAUACUACAUUUGCUUAAAAAUAGAUCGAUGUAACAAAUCAUCAGUAAAUUAAAACAUUGCCAUUAAACACAAUCCUAGUUAAAUAUCUUUGUAUAAUUAUGAUAAAUGCAUUUCUCUUACAUCGUAAUAAACUUUCACCGGGUUGUGAUCGAACCCGUAAAUUGACGGUAAGUUUGUAUAAACAUCAUGCAUCCACUACACCGGCGGCGGUCCGCUCGUGAGCCUCCAGAGGUACUUAUAUAUUACCGUUGAGUCUGCGACUUAAAUAACUUAAAUUACUUUGUGU
Danaus plexippus (monarch butterfly) is the source of this 1757-nucleotide messenger RNA. RefSeq names its product lysM and putative peptidoglycan-binding domain-containing protein 3. Bases 181 to 942 code for a protein of 253 amino acids. The transcript is spliced from 3 exons. Lineage: Eukaryota; Metazoa; Arthropoda; Insecta; Lepidoptera; Nymphalidae. The record is from RefSeq and is a predicted model, not a curated record.